AUGUCGCUGCGCGACGCCGUCUCAAGGACGCCGGACGAUCACGACGAGCAUCAUGACCUUCCUCUAUCCCUCGACACAGCCGUGGCCCGGCCGCAGCGGCCGGCGUCCAUACACCAGCCCGACGACGGCGAGGCCAAGAUCGAGCUGGAGUCGAUCAUGACGACGGCCUCUAACCCCGUCUCGCCCGGCCCCUCCAGCCCUCCCCUCGAUCAGAUCCACACCCAGUCCUUCGUGCCGCCGGCGAGGCCCAAAAGCACACCUUUCCCCCAGCCAGAACAGCGGACAGACGACCUGCGGUGCUCCUGCCCGCACUCACACUUUUCGAGCGACGGCGAUGACCUCAUGGAGCUGUGCCCCUCCUCACCCACGACGACCGCGGAUCAGCGACAGAGCGCCCGUCUAAACCUCAAUGACCUCCCCGCCGAGAUUCACGAGUGCAUCUUAGACCAUCUGUUCGGCUACCGGGUGUCGACCGCGUCCAAGAGCUCGAUGGGCAUGAACAGCGUGACCAAGAGCUGGGCCACGGCCCUGCGGCACUCCAGGAGGCGGGAGCUCUCCGAGCUGGCCCUCGUUAGUAACGUCUGGCGCGUGCUGAUCCAGGACCGGCUCUAUAGGCACAUCAAGCUCAAGGCGACCCACGAGUCGCUGAGCGAGGCGCUCAUCUUCUUUGCGGAGAACCCGCACAUGCGCUUCUACGUCAAGCACAUCGAGAUCUGGUUCCCCGUCUUCCAGGCCAAGCGCGAGCAGUCGUCACAUGCUUCGGCGGCGUCGUGGUGGUCGCCGGCGUGGCGCGAGCUGCUGCCCACCAUGACGCCCGACGGCACGAGCCCAUUGUACACGCUGCCGCAGGACAACUGCUCCCUGGAGGAGACGUUCUACUUUGUCGGCAGCACCUUCCCCGAGGUCCGCGUGCUGACCCUCGAGGGCGGCGAGCGGAAAAAGGCGCCCAUGGUCCGGCACUUUUCCCGUCCCCUCGGCGGCGGUGCCAAUAACAACAACACCUCGUAUCCGGCUCACCCUGUCGCCCUGCCGCGCAUCGACAGUGUGCGCACGCUUGUGUGCAAGGGCCAGUGGAACCUGAUCCGCGACGCCGACGACUUUGACCACAUCGCCGCCGCGCUGCCCCAGCUCAAGGAGUGGCACGCCUCGUACAGCAAGCCCAAGUCCAAGACGUACCUCAGCAUGGCGGCCGUCCUGCCGCGCCUGCCCCUCGACCUGACGAGCCUGCACCUGUGCCUCGAGAGCGACUACCGGCGCGAGCUGUCCUUCCCGCCCUACUUUCUAAAGGUGGCCAACGAGAUGCACUUUUGCCUGCGGCUGGCCGAGUGCGCGCCCGCGCUCGAGCACCUGUCGUUCACGGGCCGCGUGUGCCGGGGCUUCUUCGACGCGGCGGCGCGGCUGGCGGACCCGCGGUGCGCGCGGCUCAAGAGCGUCGACCUCGUGGUCAAGAACUGCUGCCGGCACGUGGCGCAGUGGAGCGAGUCCGGCUCCGGCAUCACGGACAUGGGCUUCAUCGCCGCGUUCGAGGCGCUCGUGCUGGCCGGGGUGCGGGCGCUCGAGCGGUUCAAGGGGCUCGAGUACAUGCGGAUCCGAUAUGUGGAUCUCGACUCGCCUGCUCCGCCGCUGAACCCGUACUUCCUGAUGCGCAGCGACGGCGUGUGCUCGGGCGUCUGGAGCGACGCCAUCGUGAGCGAGCUGGGCCGGGUGCGCCCGGCGGCCCGGUUCGAGGACCUGUCGGAGAUGUGGGGCGAGGUGGUGACGGUCAAGGACGGGCAGCGCAUCUGCGUGCCCGAGUUCCCGCGCAAGAGGGUGCUGUCGCUGAAGCUGAGCAACUACGCGCUGCUGGCGGGCGGGAUACACAUCGUGCCGUCGCCGCAGCAGCAGCAGCAGUAG
Thyridium curvatum is the source of this 1893-nucleotide messenger RNA. RefSeq lists its product as uncharacterized. NCBI's taxonomy places the organism in Eukaryota, Fungi, Ascomycota, Sordariomycetes, Thyridiales, Thyridiaceae. The record is from RefSeq and is a predicted model, not a curated record. Bases 1 to 1893 code for a protein of 630 amino acids. The transcript is spliced from 2 exons.